AUGCGUCCGCACGAGUGCGAGUGCGGCUGCUUCCUUGCCGUGGUGUUGGUGAUCGUGCUGAGCGUCCUUGUGGCGGAUGCCAUGACCGAGCCCGACCAGAUCCUUCUGCAAACAACAGCGAUGCAACAGCGACGCACACUUCGCUUCUGCACUCCGUCGUCGUAUGUUCAGCACCCGUUCACAUUGGCCGCCAAGAAGAAAGCGAGCCUUCUCUGGCUGCGCCUCGACGUGCCCUCCGACGUGUGUUUUGGAUCGCUCACGCUCGUCUCCAAGCUCUGUGGCCCGACGCGGGCCUUCCACCUCGAUAGCGCCAAGGUUCGAGCCGUCGUUGCGCCAACGAAUAGGACGAAAUGCAACAUUGCGGCCACGGCCGGCGCUGGUGUUGCAUUUGGAGUCAACAUGUCCAUCUUUGUCGACCAAAUGUACCUUAGCAACGGGUCGAUGACCGGCCUCUCGAUCCUUCCCACGCCACCAAGCUCGUAG
Messenger RNA from Saprolegnia parasitica CBS 223.65, 483 nucleotides. RefSeq lists its product as hypothetical. Bases 1 to 483 code for a protein of 160 amino acids. NCBI's taxonomy places the organism in Eukaryota, Oomycota, Saprolegniomycetes, Saprolegniales, Saprolegniaceae. The record is from RefSeq and is a predicted model, not a curated record. The transcript is spliced from 2 exons.